CAGGGGGUGAGGACGCAGCCUCGCCUCCGCCGCCAGGGGUCGCAUCUGUGGGGCGGCCGGCAAUGGCGGGCGGGGAGGGGGUUGCGGCUCCUACUGCCGCUGCUGAGGGGAGCGAAGCCGGGAAGGGCGGCAGCUACGACAGCAAGUGCGUGUUCUGCAGGAUCGCCCGCCGCGAGGAGCCGGGCACGGCGCUGCUCUCCUCCGAGUAUGAAGACCUUACUUGCUUUAGAGAUUGCAGACCUGGAGCUCCCCACCACUACCUGGUGGUGCCGGUGGAACACAUGGGAAACUGCAAAACACUGAAGAAAGAACACAUACCUUUGGUGAAGAGAAUGAUGGAAGUUGGAAAAGCUGUCCUCCAGAGAAAUAAUUUUAGUGACUUGAGUGAUGUAAGAAUGGGUUUUCACUGGCCUCCAUUCUGCUCAAUCUCCCACUUGCAUCUUCAUGUCCUGGCCCCAGCCAGCCAGCUAGGAUUCUUAUCCAGACUCUUUUACAGAAUCAAUUCCUACUGGUUUAUCACGGAAAUAAAAUCUUUGCUCUCACUUCACGGUGGACAGUUCAGUGGUGAGCAGGAAAUUCGUGUAAAUUCUCCAUUUUGGAUUCUCAAUAUUCCUACAGAAGAGAUGGCAAGGGGACUGAUGAAACGGACAGUAUGUGCAAAAUCUGUAUUUGAACUGUGGGGUCAUGGAAGAUCUGCAGGAGAGCUCUAUGCAUCUUUGAAGAACUAUCCAGUGGACAAGAUGCUUCCAUAUCUGCAGUCAGACUCUACUUACAAAAUACAUAUUCAUACAUUUAACAAAACACUGACCCAAGCACAGAAAAUAAAAAAGAUAGAUGCCCUUGAAUUUCUGCCAUUCAAAGGAAAAGUAAAUUUAAAGAAACCAGAACACAUCUUUUGGAUUUUAGAAGAUUAUGGAAUGGACCCUAAUAAUGUUCCAGAAGAGCCUUUUCACCUGUAUUUUGGUAGAUGGAUUGCAGAUGGCCAAAGAGAACUUAUUGAGUCCUACAGUGUAAAAAAGAGACACUUCAUUGGAAACACGAGCAUGGAUGCCUGCCUGUCUUUCAUUAUGGCAAACCAUGGGAGAGUAAAACCCAACGAUGUUGUAUAUGAUCCAUUUGUGGGAACAGGCGGCCUUCUAAUCUCCUCAGCACACUUUGGAGCAUAUGUUUGUGGUACUGAUAUAGAUUACAAUACAAUCCAUGGAUUAGGUAAAGCAACCAGAAAGAACCAGAAAUGGAGAGGGCCAGAUGAAAAUAUCAGAGCUAAUCUCCGACAGUACGGUUUAGAGAAAUAUUACCUUGAUGCACUAGUUUCUGAUUCUUCAAGACCAAUAUGGCGAAAAGGGACGCUGUUCGAUGCAAUCAUUACAGAUCCACCAUAUGGUAUCAGAGAAGCUACUCGCAGAACGGGUUCACAAAAGGAAACAGUUAGGACAGCUGAAAAAAGCACAGAAAAUCACAUCUUCGUUUCAUCCAGUUAUCAUCUGAGUGACAUCUUUUUUGACCUAUUGAAGUUUGCAGCAGAGUAUUUGGUGUUGGGAGGAAGAUUAGUUUACUGGCUGCCGAUAUACAGGCCUGAAUAUACAGAAGAGAUCAUUCCCCACCACCCGUGCCUGAAACUUAUUAGCAACUGUGAGCAGAUGCUUUCCAGCCACACAUCAAGGCGCCUGAUAACCAUGGAAAAGGUGAAAGAAUUCAAGGAUCAAGAUCAGAACUCUUACUUGUUGGAUGGACAAUAUCUGCCUUACAGGGGACACAAUUCUUUCCGUGAGAAGUAUUUCAGUGGUGUGACAAAGAGGAUUGCCAAGGAAGAAAAAGACAAUCAAAAGUAAAAUAUAAUAUAAAUAGAUUAAAAAAUGAGGAAAGAAUGAAGGUCGUGUUUCUUGGUAAGGACAUCUGGAUAUGAACAUUCAUUUGGAUACUUCAGAAAAAUAAACAUUUUAAAACAAGAUGAAACCCACAACACAGGUUGAGAGCAGUUCUUUUUAAUUAGCUUUGUUUAUAGCAGAUUUUAUUGUACAAGUUUUUUGAGUCUUAUUUAAUUUAUAUUUGUACUUUCAAGUACUAAUGAUGAUUGACUAAAACCAUUAUUACUGUUCUUUCACCAUUAGUGUUUACAAAAAAGUAGUAGUAUUAUUUGGCUUCUUAAACUGUAAACAUCUGGCUGUUUCAGGCACACGUGGUGGUGAUUAACGAUUGCUUAUUAAGAUGAUCAUUUUCGUUUGUUUUGCUUUUUUGUACAUGGUAUACAAUAAACCAAAAGAUUGUUGUGAGUUUUUCUUA
Molecule: messenger RNA, 2283 nt
Organism: Neopsephotus bourkii (Bourke's parrot)
Lineage: Eukaryota; Metazoa; Chordata; Aves; Psittaciformes; Psittacidae
Product: tRNA (guanine(10)-N2)-methyltransferase homolog
Exons: 16
Coding region: 63-1832 (589 amino acids)
Biological process (GO): methylation
Cellular component (GO): cytoplasm
Molecular function (GO): nucleic acid binding
Source: RefSeq, a predicted model, not a curated record